Molecule: messenger RNA, 1731 nt
Organism: Diorhabda carinulata
Lineage: Eukaryota; Metazoa; Arthropoda; Insecta; Coleoptera; Chrysomelidae
Product: T-cell activation inhibitor, mitochondrial-like
Exons: 10
Coding region: 174-1640 (488 amino acids)
Cellular component (GO): mitochondrion
Source: RefSeq, a predicted model, not a curated record
AAAAAGUUAAUAAUAGGAACAUGAGCUAUAAAUUAAGAUGUUCUCUAAAUUUUGAUGAUAAAUAUAUUUUUUUAAUAGUGUGAAAGACUGAAAAACAGAAAUGAUACUUUGUAUGACAUUAUGUCAACAAAUUUAAAAAAGAAUUGUUACGAUAUUAUUUUCACGAUGAAAGAAUGAUGCGUAGAUUAUCUAAUUUGUUUAUGACUUUGAAACCAUCCACAAAACAACUUAAUCGUAACUUCACAUCCACAGAAAUAUCAACUGCUUUGCGCCCCUUUUACUUUUCUGUUCAUCCAGAUUUAUUUGGACAGUAUCCACUCGAAAGAGCUACAAACGAAUCGUCUUUACAACAGUUGAGUUCAAUUUUGGAGAAUAUUAAAUCAUCUAGAUUAAGCAGACCUGUGAGUUUGAAUUUUUAUGUUAAACAUAAAAGGAACAGUUCAGAGAAAUUUCGUCUAGUGAAAAUAAAUUUUCAAGAUAAUGAUUUACGUGCAGCAUUGAUAACUAUUCUUAAAAGCUGUAAUCUUCCAACAGAUUAUGUUGAUAGUAUCAUACCUCCACAACAAACCUCAAGUGACCCAAAUGAUCCAAAUUUCAAAUUUAAAUAUCAAAAUGACAUUGAUUUCACAAAAGUUAAUGAAAAUCAUCCAAUAUUUGCUCAUAUUAAAAUGCAAAUGAACAUAAAAGAAGCCCAAGAUUUAUUAAAAUUGAGAAAUUAUUUGAGAAAAAAUGCUCCCGAAGCAAUGAAAAGAUCUCAAAAGGGAGAUAUUCAUAGAGAAGAAGCAAGAAGACUCCAAGAUUCUAUCAUUUAUGAUAUAGGAAUUAAAGAUAUACGUUGGGAUUGUGGUUGGAAUAAUGAACAUCGAAGAGGAUGUAUGCUUAGUUUUAUGUCUCUAGUGACACAUCACCCUUCAAUUAAACCUGUGUUGAAGGGUAGAGUUUUAGUGUUUUCUUCAUUUUUUACUGGGGUUAGUCUCGAUGGCCAUAUUAUGCUUUACAACGGAGAAGUUCGUCAUAAUUGGUUAGAUUUUCUUAAAAAUGUAGAUCAGUAUGAUGCUGCCUUGAUGAGAAUUCCGGCUUUUGAAAAAUCUUUAUCACACGUUUUAAGAAAUAUUAAAAUAGGUAGAAGGAAAUUCAUGCCUAAAAUUGUAGCUGGUCAGUAUGAGAACAACCUUAAACAAAUAACAACAUCUCUCAGUGAUUAUAUUGGAAAAAGACAUCUACCAGAAGAAUGGCCAAGCUCUUUAGAAGAAUUCGAAAUAGUAGUAGAAACUGAAGCUGGUCCUGUUAUGGUAUCACCUACGGGACAAUUCAUAGUACCGUCCACAAUUCCUGGAUCUUAUUUAGUCAAUUUUAUCACAAAUAAUUUAGAUCAUGCCUCCAAGAAAAUGACAAUAUACAAAAGUAACAAAUACCUUGAACGAGCCUUGAAUAAAAAAUGCAUCGAAGAGUUAGACCUUGCUGUUUUAACCAAGGAAGACAAUAUUACACCGGAUUUGAUGAUAAAAUGUUGUGAACAAUUAUUGAGACAUAAACAUGAAAUUCAACCUUAUACUAAAGAUCUGCGUUUAAAUAUAUCAAGCUAUUAUUCAGUACUUUCUGACGGAUUACUGAGUAUACCUUGGAAUUUCGUUUUGUGAAUAUAUUUUAUUUAACAAGUGAAUUAAUAGGUUUAAAAAACUUCCAAUAGUUUCCUGUGUUAUAGUGAAUAAAAUUUUCUUUUUAUUCUAA